AUGGCCAGUUUCUCAUGGUCGGACAGCGUCCAAGCUGCCUUCUCUUCUUGUCUUGUCUGCCUGCACUCUUCAUCAGAUACAGAUCAUACACAGUCACCAAAUUCCAACUCGCGCCCCUCACGACAAUCGAAUGCCUUGAUCAGCACUAUGCCGCCACCACGUGCGCGGCCUGACGAGCUCGAAGGCCUCCUCGCGGACUCGGACUCAGCAGACGCAGAGACGAUGUCGCUGCACUCAAACAUCGGUGAAGAGCAUAGACGAAAAAAGCGCCGGCGGCCAAGGAAGGGCAUCAGGCUCUUCGGGCUCGACCUGUUUGGACGCCCACCAAUUCACCUAUCGGAGUCAGAGUCCGAGGGCGAGCGGUCAGGACGGAGAGAUCGUACGAUCUCAUCCUCUACACUUGACUCAGACGCUUCCCCGCUGGAUCCGUCUGCCAUCGAGCAGUUCUCUGCUACGCGUCUCGCUGCGGCGACCGCGGCUGCGGACGAGGAGCGCAGGCGAGCGAAAGAGGAGCGGAGGAUGUUGAGGAAGGAAAGGAAGCAGCUCAAACGAGUAGCGAUGGAAAUGGGGCUUGGACUGCAGCAUGGAGGCGAGGAGUUUGAGGGUUUCCAGGGAAGCGGGAGUGGAUAUCCCACCUCAUAUAACAAGGGUCCUGGCUCCGGUUCAGGCUCUAUGUCAUUUCCUGGUUCGCCGUUUACAGAGGAGUUUGGGCCGUUCAUGGAGGGACAGCAGGUUGCUCCCGAUGACGACGGCGAUGCCGGUGCAGACUUCGGCGCAGAAUCAUACACACGCCCGGCUACCCAUUCCACAUCAUCUGGCACGGGAUCAGACUCGCGCUCGCGCACUUCUGCCUCAGUCUCUAACUCAAACUCGACGUCGAAUGUAGACCCAUCGCGAUAUAAUCACCAUUAUCUGACGCAGCAGCCAGCGCCGCUCGCUUCGCCCACUUUCCGCAGCUCACCUCAGCAACCGCACAAGAAACAGAAGCGCAGAUCGACGAAGUCCAAGUCUCAUUCUGCCAAGCAGUCCGAGUCGUCGGGCUCGCAUUCUCCGUCCCUUCUCACUUCGCAGUCGCCGUCAAUUCAAUCACCUCCGGCAGACCGCGCAUUCGCACAGCCAGAAAUUGCAGCCCCUCCGUUUUCCGAGGAUGCUCCCGAAGCUCAACUUAACGGGUUUUCUAGCGCUGCACUGCGUCCUCAGGGACAGAAGGUCCUGUCAGUCCCCUCACCUGUGGAUGAGGGAUUCCCGAGCGUGGGUCUCCGCGGUCUACAGCGCACGAAGAGUGACAUGGGUGUAUUCUUGGCACGUCGUGGAGACGACUGA
Molecule: messenger RNA, 1323 nt
Organism: Sparassis crispa
Lineage: Eukaryota; Fungi; Basidiomycota; Agaricomycetes; Polyporales; Sparassidaceae
Exons: 2
Coding region: 1-1323 (440 amino acids)
Source: RefSeq, a predicted model, not a curated record